Clonostachys rhizophaga is the source of this 1413-nucleotide messenger RNA. Lineage: Eukaryota; Fungi; Ascomycota; Sordariomycetes; Hypocreales; Bionectriaceae. The record is from the annotation of a GenBank genome assembly.
AUGCCGAAGAAGAGGACGCGUCCGGCAAAUGCGCCACAUACUUUCGCCUUCGUUUCUGUCAACGGUAUCGGACAAGUGCAACAAGCAGCUGAUAGGAGACUGAUUAGGAGUCACUGCAUGAUCGGUAAAAACAAGAGAAGGACAGAUCCUAAAACCAAACCCCCCAAGCAUGGCAGUGGUCGAGGUGGGGAGAAUGGAAAGGGGUCCCAGGGGCCGACUCCCGUGCACUCCCCCGUAGCCCCUCCUUCCGACCUAUUACUCGUCAAAUUCGUCAAGGAUAUCGAUCCAAAGACACGGAAACUCCUCUUCGAGUACUUCGUCGAGUCAAACUCUCUCCUGUAUCCCCGUGAGCUCGGCAUUGACUAUGAGCGCAGCAGGAGCUCUUGGUUUGUGUGGCUUUCGUACGAUCUGGGAUUCUUCCAAUCAGUUCUGCUCAGUGCGUCCGCCAUGGUGGAUUACAAGACAAGGAAGCCGUUCAGCAACGUAACGCACCAGCACUUGCAAAAGACUAUUAGUCUGUUGAACGAGCGCUUGUCGGAUAAUAUCCUCGCCCGGAAUGACGCAACUAUUUCCAUAGUGCUCAACCUUACUAGGCUUGCCGACUAUUCCGGGGAUGAGGAGGCCAAGCAGACGCACAUCGGCGGUCUUCAACGGCUGGUGCAUCUACGUGGGGGUUUGGAUGCGUUCCGGUCAAAUAACAAAAUGUGGAUCAAGCUGAGUCGUCUCGAUUUCGGCCUUUGUCUCGACCCCGGACAGCAGCCAUCGAUCUUUGAGACAGAGCUCUCAUUCUGGAAUCCGCUAUUCGACUUUAAGAAACCCCUUCCGUCCGAAAACCCCGUCUAUGGCCUUAUACCAGAGUUGUCCGGGGCCAAAUUCGUCGUGGACUCCAGACUGGCCACCGUCUUCGGCGAUCUACAAUAUUUCAGUGCGCUUCUCAAUACUGCAGUCGUCCGCAAACAGACCAUCAGUGAUAGGCAGUUCCAUGAAAUUGUGUGUUCCAUCCAACGCCGUCUCAUGCGCCUGCAAGCCACACUGCCUGACCUCCUAGAAGAGUGCUUCCGGUUAGGCAUGCUGGCCUUUCUAGCAACGCUGUUUCAAGUUCCACGGACGCCAUGUAGCUACCCCUACCUCGAAACCCGGCUCAAAGAGGCAUGUCAGUCUAUCGAGACGACGCCGGACCGGCGGGAUCUGCAUUUAUGGCUGCUGAUGGUCGGCGCAAUGACGGUGUACAAACCCGAGGAUCCCUGGUUGCGCGAUCGCUGGUUGUCAGACGUGUCGCCCUCGACGUGGCCAGAGGUACGAGGAAGAUUACAGGACAUUGUAUGGGUCAACGCGCUGCAUGAUCGGCCGGGCAGGCAGGUCUUCGAUGUGAUGAGCAUGAAGAAGCCGGACCUGUUUGGUUUAUCUGGUUGA